AUGGCCCGCGUCUACAACAAGCGCCUCGCGGCCUCGGCCGUUGCGCUGGUGGUGGUCGCCUGCGCGCUGGCCGCCGCCUCGACGGCCGGAGCGCUCGCGCCGUCCGGCUGGAGCAAGGGCACCGCCACGUUCUACGGUGGCAGCGACGCCUCCGGCACCAUGGGCGGCGCGUGCGGGUACGGGAACCUGUACACGCAGGGCUACGGGACGCGGAACGCGGCGCUGAGCACGGCGCUGUUCAACGACGGCGCGUCGUGCGGGCGUUGCUUCAAGCUCACCUGCGACGCGCGCGCGGACCCGCAGUGGUGCCGCCGGGGCACCUCCGUCACCAUCACGGCGACCAACUUCUGCCCGCCCAACUACGCGCUGCCCUCUGACGACGGCGGGUGGUGCAACCCGCCGCGGCAGCACUUCGACAUGGCGCAGCCGGCGUGGGAGAGGAUCGGCAUCUACCGCGGCGGGAUCGUGCCCGUGCUCUUCCAGCGCGUGCCCUGCAGGCGCCACGGCGGGGUGCGGUUCACGGUGGCCGGCCGGGACUACUUCGAGCUGGUGCUGCCAACCAACGUGGCGGCCGCCGGCGCGGUGCGGGCCAUGGAGGUGCGGGGCACGCGCACGGCCGGGUGGCUGACCAUGUCGCGGAACUGGGGCGCCAACUGGCAAUCGCUGGCUUACCUCAACGGGCAGGGGCUCUCGUUCCGGGUCACCACCGACGACGGGCAGACCAUCGAGUUCGCCGACGUCGUGCCGCCGUCGUGGACGUUCGGGCUGACGUACGCGAGCAGGCUGCAGUUCAAGUAGAUUACAAGCUGAUGAAUGUGAUGGGCCGGCCGAGCUAUUAUAGGUCGGCAGUGGCGUGCUUUCUGGUGGUCUGUUAGCUGCCCGCCCACGCACGCGUAAUGUCUCGGCCCAGCCAGAA
Molecule: messenger RNA, 916 nt
Organism: Panicum hallii
Lineage: Eukaryota; Viridiplantae; Streptophyta; Magnoliopsida; Poales; Poaceae
Product: expansin-A29-like
Exons: 2
Coding region: 1-798 (265 amino acids)
Biological process (GO): plant-type cell wall organization
Cellular component (GO): extracellular region
Source: RefSeq, a predicted model, not a curated record